Molecule: messenger RNA, 4206 nt
Organism: Haliotis rubra (blacklip abalone)
Lineage: Eukaryota; Metazoa; Mollusca; Gastropoda; Lepetellida; Haliotidae
Product: LIM/homeobox protein Lhx1-like
Exons: 6
Coding region: 380-1846 (488 amino acids)
Biological process (GO): regulation of transcription by RNA polymerase II; neuron differentiation
Cellular component (GO): nucleus
Molecular function (GO): RNA polymerase II transcription regulatory region sequence-specific DNA binding; DNA-binding transcription factor activity, RNA polymerase II-specific
Source: RefSeq, a predicted model, not a curated record
UACACGAAAACUUUCAGCACAAACUCCGAAUAAGAGGCCGAGUGAUCGUGUGUGGAAUCUCAUGGGCAGACAUGCAAACCCGGACGUGAAUGAACAAUAUAGGAUUCUACCCUAAUCUACGGACGUGUGUUCUGUGUUAUAGGGAUAGUUUCAUACACCCAGGGACAGACACAUCGCCACAGUCUCCGCAGCCUUUCAUUUGGAUUGCAGUAAUUGUCCUAGUGUCAGUGGCAUACCCGCUACACAUUUUUACCUUUGGCCGUGCUUCUAAGUUAAAAGGCUGGCACUGUCAGUUGACCCGCGGGCUUUGAUCCCGACCCUCAAGUUGGAGCCUGUGUCACGGCCCGUGGGGUGCGGCAGUGAUUGUGAGGGUGGAGCAAUGGUGCAGUGCGCUGGUUGUGAACGACCGAUCUUGGACAGAUUCCUAUUGAAUGUUUUGGACCGAGCGUGGCAUGCUAAAUGUGUUCAGUGCAGCGACUGCAAAAGUAAUUUGACAGAAAAAUGUUUCUAUAGGGACGGAAAGUUGUACUGCCGAACAGAUUUCUUCAGACGGUACGGAACCAAGUGUGCUGGCUGUACACAAGGUAUAUCCCCUAACGAUCUCGUGCGGAGGGCAAGAAACAAAGUGUUUCAUUUAAAGUGUUUUACAUGCAUGGUAUGUCGGAAACAGUUAUCUACAGGGGAGGAACUCUAUAUAUUAGAUGAGAAUAAAUUCAUCUGUAAAGAAGACUACAUCAGCAGCAAGUUUUCAGGUUCAGACGGAGAGGACGAGGGCGACCCCGACAGCGGCAUCGACACGCAAGGCAACAUCUCGGACAAAGACUUCGCUCUGGAAGCCGAUAAUAGCAAAGAAGAGAAAGAAAAUAUCAUGUCGGGUAUUGGGAAUAAUAACAACACUAACUUCAUGAACAAUAACAACAACAACAGCAGUAUGGGGUCGAACCCCGUGUUGUCCCCAAGCCUCAACAGCCCUGCCCCCAUUAAGGAGGAACCCCUCCGACCAGACUCCUGUCCCCUCGACGUGAGUCCAGCAUCAGUAGAUUCCAAUGCUUCUGUGGGUUCGAAUCUUGGACUAGACACAUCCAGUGGUAAUAUUAAAUGUAACGAAAGUACCGGAAGCGGAAGUCCUCAGAGCGGUACCCAAGGAAGUGGGGUCGGGGGGUCGAACGGCUCCGGGAAUAGCGGAAGCGGAAACACACAGGUUGGGGCCAAAAGACGGGGUCCAAGAACCACGAUUAAAGCUAAGCAGUUGGAGACUCUUAAAGCAGCAUUUGCUGCCACGCCGAAACCAACUCGACAUAUACGUGAACAGCUUGCUCAAGAGACAGGGCUCAACAUGAGAGUGAUUCAGGUUUGGUUCCAGAACCGUCGGUCAAAGGAACGGCGCAUGAAACAGUUGAGCGCCCUGGGUGCAAGGCGGCAUUUCUUCCGUAACCCACGGCGGAUGCGUCUACGUCCCGGCGAGGACAUGGCAGACAGCCCGGAUAUGCUGGGGGCCCCGGGAUUCGGCUACAUGUCAGAUAAUGGACAGGAAUUUUAUCCUGGUUACCAAGGUUACAACGAGUUUUUCCUCGGUCAAGGUCAAGACGGCAGCAUUGGCUUCCUGCCACCCUCUCAAGGUACCCCACCUCUCACUUUAGACCCAUCAAUGCACCCGCCAGGGUUAGGCCAGGAAGGUCAGUUUCUACCUGGAGAUAUCCUUCCGCCAGCGUCAACCCCCGAGCCGAUGCCGCUUCACGGACAUGAUGGUUCGUUUAUUCCGCGCUCAAUUCCCGGGACUCCUUUCAGCCAGUCUCUGUCCCAGUCCCUCAGUCAUCACCACCCGGAAAUGUCCGAAGCGUGGUGACAGUGAAUCGGGCCGUGCGCAGUGAAGAUGCGCAAACACAUCACGGGUCAUACCUUAAAGUACAAGCAUUGUACACGACUACCAGAAAGUGUCAGAGUUCACUGUGACGCGUCAAGACAUGACUUGUGUGUUGAAUUGUGAUUAAUGGCUGUCCCCAUACGGGCAGUUGGAUGACGCAACUUCCUGUAAACUGAAUUCUGGGAAAAGCAACUGGACAACAACAAGUGUGCGAGAAAGCACAACACAUUUCACUCAAUCAACAUGUCUCGUGCAUCAAGGAUCAAGGACAACUCGAGGGAAGGCUUCGACUUAUGUGCCAUGGACACUGUGUAGCUCGACCUUCGAGACAUCCGGACUAAAUGUACAUUUGGUAAAACAGAUGAUGAUUUUACAUAAUAUUGAAGCAUAAUUUAAAUCUGUACAUAAUUCGUCAUUUUUCGUGACAAGCAUAGUGUCUGUCCUGUAUGUAUUUUGUUCAGUGUCCGCCAUUAUUCCUCGCAGUGUGGGAGGUAUAUUAAAGAUGAACUUCGUAAGACCCCACCACCCGUAGCUGUACCCUAGAUGUAAAGAAGUCCCUAAUUUAUGCUGGAAAACUUCAGUCGCUCGUUUGAGCUUAACACAGUCCUAAAACUGUUUACCAAAGCGCGUGGCUCGAAUAACUACCGGGGUCAAGGAGUGCACGUACCCGGACUGCGUACGAAGUGUCUGCGCAGACCACGUAGCUACUCACCCUUCUAAGCCUCAUGUUGACUGCAGUUGAUGGCAUAAAGGCCGUACAUGUACAAUGUUUUAUCUCAUUUGACUUCAAUUAUCUCCCCUCUUCGCGACUAAACGUUUGAAGCUCGCAACAAUGUCCCUGCUCGUCCGCUGUGCCCUCCGUCCCUUUCUAGUCCGUAUUCGUUUGAAACAAACGGGAGGGAGCUAUGUCAAUCUACCGCCAUAAAUGUCCCAUAGAAAGGUUUACAGAAUGGUUGGAACAAUUUGGCUUUGAAACCUAAACUGAGUUAGUCUCGGGUCCAUUUUCUGUGUAAACAUGCUUUAGGUUUUGAAAUAAAAUGGAAGGUCUCUGAGGACAGUCACGUGACGCAUACACGCACGAGAUUCCAAAGCUGCCUGGUCUCAAGGGGAGAGCUAUUACAAAGGUAAACUUGCUUCCCGCGACGAGGAAUGAAAUUUUAAUGGAUAAUCCGUUAGCGAUUUAAUACCUCGGCGGCAACUGAGAGCUUUUAAUUCUUCCUCUGUUGUUCAAUGCUGGCUGAGAUUUGAUAUUCGCUCAAAUACCAAACAUAUCGGAAUUGUGUGUCGUGUUUACCUGGCGCACUUGUGUAGGGACCGUUGCAAGGGAGGAAAUCACAUCAACUCUAAGCAGUCUUGCAUAUUAAAUUAAAGAGGGCUUUAUUCAGCGGCCUCAACGCGACAAUAACGUUAUGAAUCGCUCGGCUGGAAUUACUGUUUAUUUUCGGAGGGAACCUUUACCAACCGUUAUAAUUCCCAUUCAAACGACAACCUACAAAACCCAUUACGAGCAUCAUCGUCAGAAAACACACAAAACAAUCGCUUUUGGAAUCAUAGCUUCCCGUAUUAUCAUGCGACAUAAUGUCUGAAAUAGCUGUACUCAACGUACGAAACAACGGUUUAACAGGGUGAUUGACUUCGUAUGUUUCCAAUUCAAUAUGGUGGCCCCCUCGUGUUCAAUGUUCUCUGUUUUAUCAUCGUCACAAUGUAGUGCUCCAAUGUCUUACCAUGGAUAUGUUUCACCUCAGGUACUUGGUGCAAAGUCCCGUAUGAGCUUUGUGUGUGCGGUGUUUUCUCGCCCCGUAUUAGCACCAAAAAAUAAACUGUCUAAAUUAUGGGUACCAGAUGUGAAGGGUUCUUUAAUAUAUUUACGAACUCCUUCCAAAAGUACGGAAUCACUACUGCAAACGAUUUUCACAAGCUAUUACAUUUCUGGAUAUUAUACAGACCAACGAUGUCACAUCCUUGUUUAUUAUUUAAUAACUUUAAUAACAAGACCAUUACCAAAAUCAGUUGACAAUCGUAUUCAUCAAAAGUGUUAUUUAUUUUCAGAAUUUUACUUUUUCAACUGAUAUCAAAAGCAUCCUUUGACGAUUUAUUCACAAUAGGCAUGGUGUUCCCAGUAUUAUGGAGAAAACACACUGCAGAAAUAUCAGCUCAUACGAAAGGAUUUUCACCCAUAACAAUUUUCGUAAACUAUAAUUUCCAAACGAAUCCUCCAAAUUUUCAAUGUGAAUACGACGACCACUUGCUGUGGAGCUCCGACUGUCGAGCGUUACCGCAGCGAGGGCCGCAUCAGGCCCAACAGUAUAAUCCCAAACAAAUAAAAUGAAAUUCCACACCAA